CAUUAGAUAGAAAAUAGUAAUUUAUCAAGAAAAAAUAUAUUGUAUGGAUUUAAAACAAUAUCCCACAAUUGAAAAAGUAACAUUUACAUUUCGUGACUUGCUAUCAAUAAUAUUGAAGUGUUAAAUGGAGUCGUCAGCAUUACAGGGCGCAGAGAAUGUCUGCGUGAAGACUGAGCCCCAUGAGGAUGUGUGUAUAACGUAUGAACCCACGUUCGAGGGACUGUCUGUGAAAGAUGAGCCUUUGCUGGAUGAUGUGUGUGUAAAAGACGAGCCCAGGUGCGAGGGUGUGUCGAUAAAAGCCGAGCCAUCGUGUUCAGAUGUGUGUGUAAAAGACGAGUCGCUCGGCGUGAGCGCGGCGGCGGAGCUGUACACCGACCACGCCGUGAAAGAUGAGCUCGUGCUCGGCCCCGUGCUUGUGGAAAGGCGCUGCGUGCGCCACGCACCAACAGCUUUCAUGAAGUCAUCAGUGAAGCAGUCAUAUGAGAUUGUCCCCUGGAGACCCUAUCUACGGGACUGCUGUGUGAGGCUGGAGCGCCUUGAUGUGGACACACUGCUCAUCGUCACUCGGAGCAUAGACCGGAACAGCCCGAUACAUGUUUAUGAAGCUGGGAGUCAACACAAAAACAUCACAGUUGGGAACCUUGAAGAAAACGAUAGAGGGCAAACUUCACAGAAGAAACCGACCGAAAAUUAUCAAUGUGCCCACUGUAAAUACACAACAGCUAUUAAGUUACGGUUAAUACCGCAUUUGAGGAAACAUACCAAUGAGAAAACAUACAGAUGUGAUCAUUGUAGCUAUGCUAGCAACCACAAAGGUCAUUUUACAGUGCAUGUAAGGAAACACACUGGUCAAAAGCCAUACAAGUGUGUUCACUGUAGCUAUGCUAGCGGCCACAAAGGUAAUUUGAGAGACCAUGUAAGGAUACACACUGGUGAAAGGCCAUACAAAUGUGUUCAGUGUAAUUAUGCUAGCAGCCAGAAAAGUUAUUUGGAAGUUCAUUUAAGGACACACACUGGUGAAAAGCCGUACAAGUGUGACCAGUGCAGUUAUGCUUGUGCCCAAAAAUAUUAUUUGCAAGUUCAUGUAAAGAAACACACUGGAGAAAAGCCUUACAAAUGUGACCAGUGUAAUUUUUGUAGUAUCCAAAAAAGUGGUUUACUGACUCAUAAACGGAAACACGUAGAUGAGAAGCCGUACAAAUGUGACCAGUGCAGUUAUGCUAGUAAACAUAAAAACGGUCUGCGAGUCCAUAUGAAACAACACACUGGUGAAAAGCCUUACAGAUGUGAUCAGUGUAGUUACGCUAGUUCCCAGAAAUAUUAUUUGCAAGCUCACGUAAUGAAACACACUGGUGAAAAGCCGUACAAGUGUGAUCAGUGCAGUUAUGCUAGUGUCCAAAAACGUGCUUUACAAAGUCACAAACAAAGACACGCAGUUGAAAAGCCUCACAAAUGUGGACAUUGCAAUUAUGCUGCGAAUUAUAAAAGUAGUCUGCUACUACAUUUAUAUAAACACAUUGAUGAAAAUGACUUAAAAAUUGGGCCAGAUUAGUUCCGAUAGUGCCUCAAAAUGUCAUUUGCAAAACCAAGUAUGGAAACACACUGGAAAAUAGUUCAAAAGUAAAACGCCAUGCACAUGGACAGUAGAUGUGCCGUUGGGCUAAUUUACUUAUUUAAGUUAUAGUUUUAGUUUAAUUUAAGUUAGUGUAAUAUAAUGUAGCUAUGGGCUGAUGUUCG
Messenger RNA from Cydia strobilella, 1737 nucleotides. RefSeq names its product zinc finger protein 664-like. Gene Ontology annotation, biological process: regulation of transcription by RNA polymerase II. Lineage: Eukaryota; Metazoa; Arthropoda; Insecta; Lepidoptera; Tortricidae. The transcript has 3 exons. The record is from RefSeq and is a predicted model, not a curated record. Gene Ontology annotation, molecular function: RNA polymerase II transcription regulatory region sequence-specific DNA binding; DNA-binding transcription factor activity, RNA polymerase II-specific. Bases 125 to 1552 code for a protein of 475 amino acids.